Messenger RNA from Darwinula stevensoni, 3713 nucleotides. Lineage: Eukaryota; Metazoa; Arthropoda; Ostracoda; Podocopida; Darwinulidae. The record is from the annotation of a GenBank genome assembly.
UUUCAGUCAACAGAGGUUUCCACUCCUCUGUGCUUCACAGUUAUGUGCUUUCAUCCAGCAUAAUAAUACUGUGAGAAAGCCUAGCAUUUGAGGGUGCAAACUAUUUCUCAUAUUCAUGUGAUAAGGUUGCUAGAUUGUGUUCACUAAGUGUUGAGAUCAUUGAAAUUGCAUGGACCAUGGGUGGUGUAUGUAGGAUCAGUGAGUGCAAUGUGGACUCGGCCUAACGGGCAGUGACAUUGGCAUUCCCUUGAGCACUUCGAUGGGCAACAGAGAACCUCUCAGUCACGGCAACCUCUCAACGUACCUUCCAGUGUAGUGACAAAAAUGAGUGAGAAACCCCUGGUCAACUAUUCGGACGUGAGUUCGGAGGCAUUCUCCGAGGUGGAGCAGGGUGAAAUCACAGACGAGAGUCACAGCGAUAACGAACGACAUGGUCGCAAACCCAGACGAAGGGUUGCUCCUCCUAUAUCUCCCGAUGCUUGGGCCCAUGGUGCAUCCCGGGAUGUGGAGAACAAUAACAGUCACUCUGGUGCCGAAGAAGACCUGCCAAAGACCAAGAACAAAAAGCACAAGAAGGAGAAGAAAAAACAUCGGAGUGACAAGAAGAAGAGGAAGAAAAAGAAGAAGAACAAGACUUGGAGUUCGAGCAGUUCUCCCAGCCUGGACCCAAUCUCUUCAGGAAGAGAGGAUGAUGCCCCUCCUCCGCCUGGCUCGGCUAGUCUGUUGAUGGGACCCAGUUCCCGCCGGAGGACUGCCCUGGACCCGGCUGCAAGUCCCAUCAGUUCAGGGUGUGAAGGUCUUUCACCGUUGAGUCCGGGUCACAGGAGGGGCCUGGAAUCUCCACAUACUCCUCCCCUGCCACCAAAGGCUUAUGAGAAGCUCCCACACAUGAGGAAAAGAGGAGCAUCACCUUCACCUCCUUCCCCUCCUCAGGCUUUUCCUCCUCCUCCUCCUCCCCCUGGGAUGCCAUCUCAUCCCCUUCCACCUUAUCAUUCGCCAUCUCCUCCCCUGCAGAGGAGGAGGAGCAGGAAGAAGAAACGGAAAAUGCGGACUUCACCUCACAGCAAGAGUCCUUCUCCAACCAGGGGCAAGAGACUUCGGUACGAGAGAGAAUUGAACAGCUUGCACCAGGUGUAUUCCCAUUCGUCUUCAUCUUCUUCAUCCCGUUCGCCCCCUCCUGCUCCUGGGCACAUCAUCAGACGCCCCCAACCCAGUCGCUUGAAUCGAAAGCAGGUUGCUGAGGCCAAGAUGAACGAUACCACCCUUUUUGCAAUGUUGCGUCAGAAGAAUCUGGAAAAGGAUCGGAGAGAGGACCCUGAGAUCGUGUAUGAGAAGGUCAAGGAGAAGGAGCUACCUCCUUCCACUACCCCACCGCUUCCCAUUCCUCCUGUGAUUCAAGUGCAAAAGGAGUCUCUGGCAGUAUCAGAGAUUGACUUGAAAGGCAAAGUACCUCCUGUGCAGGAGGGAAGAGUGGAGCCAAACCCUGACAUUGAGAAUGGAUUGGAAGAUGGGGAGGUGGAUGAACCCCCACUGGAAUCAGUAAUAAAGUCCGGUGGAAGCUAUGGACUCCAUAAGAGUCUCACCCAGCUCCCCAUGCCGCCAGGGAUCGAUCUCCUGGAGAUGGAACUUGACAACAUCGGGUCUUCUUCCUCUGCUUGCACCCCGGAGCAGGAUUCCGAGGAUGAGCGGCAGCGGCAGCAACGGAAUCGCCCUGAAGCCAUCAACAGAUCCAAGCCCAAUCGAACUAGAAGCAUCACAAGAGAUCUUCCCAUGCCUCCUGUCAAAGACCUCAUGCCACCAGAUGUGGAAAAUUUGUCAGAGGGGGAGGAUGAGGUCCUCAGUCCCAAGAUGCCAAGACUUGUUCCCAAGGCCAACAUGAAGAGACCAAUCAUUGUGGGAAAGGCCAAUCACGUCGAUCCAAGGCCAUGUGGCUGGGGCGAUCGAUGCGUUGAAGUUUUCGACUUUGUGAUGCAGAUUGGUGAAGGGACCUACGGUCAAGUGUACAAGGCUAGGGAUCAGAAAACUGGUCAGUUAGUGGCCCUGAAGAAGGUGCGCCUAGAGAACGAGAAGGAGGGCUUCCCGAUCACAGCGAUCCGAGAAAUAAAAAUCCUGCGACAGCUGAAUCACCCCAACAUUGUCAAUCUCAAGGAGAUUGUCACGGACAAAAGGGAUGCUUUGGAGUUUCAGAAGGAUCGAGGAGGAUCUUUCUACCUCGUAUUUGAAUACAUGGACCACGAUCUGAUGGGACUCCUGGAAUCUGGGAUGGUGGAAUUCAACGAACAGCAUAAUGCCUCCAUAAUGAAGCAACUUCUCGACGGCCUUAACUAUUGCCACCAGAAGAACUUCCUCCAUCGGGAUAUCAAGUGUUCCAACAUCCUCAUGAAUAACAAAGGUCAGGUGAAGCUGGCUGACUUUGGUCUGGCUCGGCUCUACAGUGCCGAGGACGAGGAGCGCCCUUACACCAACAAAGUGAUCACACUGUGGUAUCGUCCACCUGAAUUGCUCCUUGGGGAAGAGCGAUACGGCCCCGCUAUCGAUGUCUGGUCUUGUGGGUGCAUCCUUGGGGAACUCUUCUGCAAGAGACCACUGUUUCAGGCCAACCAGGAGUUAGCCCAACUGGAAGCCAUCUCCCGCGUGUGUGGGAGCCCAGAGCCCCGCAUUUGGCCCAAUGUGGUCAAGCUCCCUUUCUUCCGGAGCAUGCGGCCCAAAAAGACGCAUCGCCGGCGGUUGCGAGAAGAGUUCGCCUUCAUGUCGCCUGCUCCCCUCGAUCUUUUGGACCAAAUGUUACUUCUGGAUCCAGCCAAGAGGAUCUCCGCAGCAGAUGCACUUGCCCAUAGGUGGCUCAAGGAUGUCAUCCCUGAAAACAUGCCGGUUCCAAACCUGCCGACGUGGCAAGACUGUCACGAGAUGUGGAGCAAAAAGCGAAAGAGGCAGCAGAGGGAGCAGCAAGAGGCCAUGCAACAUCUUCCCCCCGGGAAACCCGCCCAGCUGAAGGGCUACAUCAGCGAGGACUCUCAGGGACUCCCACCCAUCGAUGAUCUCAAUGCCACUGGAGGAAAGGGAAAGCGAGAAGGCACUCCCGAGUCUCCGAGACACGCUUCCGUCACCCUCCAGCACACCCUGGGACGUCUUACGCAGAUGCUCCAAAUUGGAGAAGCUCUCUCUGUUCAGCAGCUCCAAGGGUUGCUGACAAAGUUGGCCUCUGACCAGAACCUGGACCAGAAGACAUUCCGACUGGUGGACAGCAUCAACAGUCAGCUGAGAGGAGGAUCAUCCAGGGAACCAGUCCUCAAUCAAGAGGAGGGCAGCGAAGAGGGAGCUGUUGGAGGAGGAAGUGCAGGCAGCGGGCACGAACCGGACAGCCUCAAGGCCGCCCUCCAGCAGAUCCUCCAGCAGCACGGAGUGACCGGGAUGGGCAUCCAGGACAAGGACGCCGCGGCCAGGAGCAAGGCCGGCUAUCAGCCCACCGGUCUCUACUGACCCGUAUCCGGCCUCAACCGACCCGUCUCCGGCCUCUCCCGCGUGUGAUAGCCGAGGAGGGGCGCGACGGUCCGAGACCGGAGACCGGUCGUAGGUUAAUUCCGAUCGCCUGUCUUUUUUUUUGUCAUCAUUUUCAUUGUUGUUGUCUGGAAAGAAAGAAUUAAUUCAGAGUUCUACAAUAUGUCUUUUUUGGAGUGCCUUGGAUAAUGAAGGGGUGAGUGUAUGGACUCCAG